Molecule: messenger RNA, 2708 nt
Organism: Neodiprion fabricii
Lineage: Eukaryota; Metazoa; Arthropoda; Insecta; Hymenoptera; Diprionidae
Gene: Hsc70-3
Product: endoplasmic reticulum chaperone BiP
Exons: 6
Coding region: 130-2109 (659 amino acids)
Biological process (GO): cellular response to unfolded protein; endoplasmic reticulum unfolded protein response; protein refolding
Cellular component (GO): endoplasmic reticulum chaperone complex; cytoplasm; endoplasmic reticulum lumen
Molecular function (GO): ATP-dependent protein folding chaperone; ATP hydrolysis activity; misfolded protein binding
Source: RefSeq, a predicted model, not a curated record
UCAUUUAACAGACGUCCCAAGUGAAAGAAGGUGUUUCAGUAUAGAAUUGUGUCAACUCGUGUGAUCUUCUCAACGAACUGGGAUCAAAAUAGAAAUUUUACUGGUGAAUAUAUAUUUGGAUACGUGAAAAUGAAGGGAGCAGUUGCCCUUUUACUGUUAGGGCUGGUCGCAGCCUUGGCAAGUGCCAAAGAUGAGAAAAAAGACAAAGAGGACAUUGGAACGGUGAUAGGAAUUGAUUUGGGAACAACAUAUUCAUGUGUCGGCGUUUACAAGAAUGGUCGUGUGGAAAUUAUCGCCAACGAUCAAGGAAACCGUAUCACACCGUCUUAUGUUGCGUUCACGCCGGAUGGUGAAAGACUGAUCGGUGACGCAGCCAAGAACCAGCUGACGACAAAUCCUGAAAACACAGUAUUUGACGCAAAGCGUUUGAUUGGCCGAGAAUGGUCAGACAGCACUGUUCAGCAGGAUGUCAAGUUCUUCCCGUUCACUGUUAUUGAGAAAAACAGUAAACCCCAUAUCAAAGUUUCCACUAGUCAGGGAGACAAGGUAUUCGCACCUGAGGAAAUAUCUGCCAUGGUUCUUAAUAAAAUGAAGGAAACUGCAGAGGCCUACUUGGGCAAGAAAGUCACACAUGCUGUAGUCACUGUACCUGCGUACUUCAAUGACGCUCAAAGACAGGCAACCAAAGAUGCUGGAACUAUUUCUGGUCUGAAUGUUAUGAGAAUCAUAAACGAGCCAACGGCUGCUGCAAUUGCUUACGGUCUUGACAAGAAGGAUGGAGAGAAGAAUGUCUUAGUAUUUGAUCUGGGUGGUGGUACUUUUGACGUCAGUCUCUUGACUAUUGACAACGGUGUGUUCGAAGUUGUGUCUACAAACGGUGACACCCAUUUGGGAGGUGAAGACUUUGACCAGAGAGUUAUGGACCACUUCAUCAAACUCUACAAGAAGAAGAAGGGCAAAGACAUCCGUAAAGAUAACAGAGCCGUGCAGAAACUCCGAAGAGAAGUUGAGAAGGCGAAGAGAGCACUAAGCGCCAGUCACCAGGUCAGGAUUGAGAUUGAAUCCUUCUUCGAGGGUGAAGACUUCUCUGAGACGCUGACACGAGCCAAAUUCGAAGAGCUGAACAUGGAUCUCUUCCGCAGUACGAUGAAGCCUGUACAGAAAGUUUUGGAGGAUGCCGACAUGAGCAAAAAAGACGUAGAUGAGAUUGUUCUCGUUGGUGGAUCCACAAGGAUACCGAAGGUCCAGCAACUUGUGAAAGAAUUCUUUGGCGGCAAGGAGCCAUCGAGGGGCAUCAAUCCUGAUGAAGCUGUAGCGUACGGAGCUGCGGUACAGGCUGGUGUACUUUCUGGGGAACAAGACACCGACGCAAUUGUCCUUUUGGAUGUUAACCCUCUGACCAUGGGUAUUGAAACUGUUGGAGGAGUUAUGACCAAGCUUAUCCCAAGAAACACUGUAAUCCCGACGAAAAAAUCGCAAAUAUUCUCUACAGCAUCGGACAAUCAGCACACAGUAACGAUUCAGGUUUACGAAGGUGAGAGACCGAUGACCAAGGACAAUCACUUGCUGGGCAAGUUUGAUCUGACUGGCAUCCCACCGGCGCCACGAGGAAUCCCUCAAAUUGAAGUGACUUUCGAAAUCGACGCGAACGGUAUAUUGCAAGUAUCUGCUGAGGACAAGGGAACUGGUAACCGUGAAAAAAUCGUCAUCACCAACGAUCAGAAUCGGUUGACACCAGAUGACAUUGAAAGGAUGAUCAAAGACGCUGAGAAGUUUGCCGAUGAUGACAAGAAACUGAAGGAGCGAGUAGAGGCGCGAAACGAACUCGAAUCAUACGCGUACUCGCUGAAGAAUCAAUUGUCUGAUAAGGAAAAGCUCGGUGCCAAGGUCAGCGAUUCUGAUAAAUCGAAAAUGGAGGAAGCCAUUGAAGAGAAGAUCAAGUGGCUCGAAGACAAUCAAGACACUGAACCGGAAGAAUACAAGAAGCAAAAGAAGGAAUUGGAGGAAAUAGUUCAGCCUAUUAUCGCCAAGCUUUACCAAGGCGCAGGUGGUGUUCCACCAACAGGUGGUUCCCCUGAUGAAGAUGAUGAUCUUAAGGAUGAACUUUAAUUGCAGAGAGCCCUUUGCGUUCUAUAGACUGAAAAAAUCAUCCUUUAAGCAAAUACUUCAGAUAUUAUUAUACGACGAUACCGACUUGUACACUGUACAUAAAUACGCAGCUGGAUUCGUGAUGGCAAAAAGUUUUUUUUUUCGCUAGCCAAGUAGAAAAUAACGCGAGUUUAGAAGAGAAAGAAGCUAGACGUAAAUCGUCGAAUCGUUGUAUCAAUCUUUGAAGCAUAUUUGCUGUAAAAUAAUUCCACCUCCAUACCCCUGAAGGAAAAAAAAUGAGACACGAAGCAGCAAUAUUUCCUUUUUCGGAAUAUUGUCUAUGAAGGAGUUGAACGUCAAUUCCUGUGUAAGACUUCACUGUGUUGUUAAUUUAUUUUGAUUAUUUUAUAUGUUCCAUUAAUAUAGUAAUCGAAUACAUUUGAAAAUAUUUGUGAGACUGGGAGUGAAGAGACAAAAGCGUGUCUGAUGCGUGAAUGCCAGUGUAGUUUCUUAUUGUUAUUGUGGUAUAUGUGUAGCAUAUACAAUAAUAUUGUAUGAGUGCGUGAAUGCAAGAUGUAUCCUAUCAGUAUCACAAAAUAAACAUUUUUUCAGUAAAGUAA